Acanthoscelides obtectus is the source of this 2442-nucleotide messenger RNA. Lineage: Eukaryota; Metazoa; Arthropoda; Insecta; Coleoptera; Chrysomelidae. The record is from the annotation of a GenBank genome assembly.
GUCAUUUGUUACUUUUGGACAGCCUUAAAACAUAACCUAAAAUUUAUUCAAAUUUUUUACGAAAAAUAUCAUCUCAUUUCUUAUUUCAUCCUCAUUCAAAUCCCCUGCAUUUAUUAUGCCCGAUAGAACGUGAUAUGAGUCGGCGUCCAUCUCCAUUAGACAACGAACAAUGUAGGCAGUGCUCGAGUUUUCAGGAUUACAUGAAAUCCACCAAAAAGAAACUAAAAAAUGAAGAUUCCGCAAACUCUGCCAACCACGGAGACGAUGCAGUUCCAAGAAGAGCCGACUGCCCCUUGGACAAAGACGAAUUGGGUCACAGUACUUGGGGUUUACUACAUACAAUGGCAGCAACAUAUCCUGAGAAGCCUACCCCUGAAGAACAGUGUGACAUGAAGCAGUUUUUUACAUUGUUGUCCAGGUUUUACCCUUGCCAUUUCUGUGCGGAAGACCUAAGAGCAGAACUAAAAGUGGAUCCUCCCAAGACAGAAUCCCAGGAAGUGCUGAGUCAGUGGUUAUGUAGAUUACACAAUAAGCAAUUGCAGUGGCUUGUGGUUCAGUUUUGUACAUUUACAAAAAUAACAAGCCAUUCUUCAAAUUUUCCGUACCAUCGUUACCUAUAACGACCAAAGAAACUGCAUCCUGGCAGGCAUUUUUACAGGAUGGCCCUGCAAAGGGGGAUGAAAGUACACUAGUGGAAGCACUCUCUGCAGUUCAAUAUAACUUACUUAGUACAAUAGGCCAAGAAGUAAUAUCAGAGCCCUCCAAAAUUGAUACGGUCCUCAAAAGCCGUGGAAUUACUGAGAUCACAAAAGAAACGUUCUAUUGUGAGUCACCUAUAGCAUGCAUGACAACAUUGAAGAAAAGUACAAAUGACAGAUACGAUGUUUGCUGUCCAGUUUUAGCUACAGAAUCUGGAAAUAUUUUCAUUCUUGAUCCUGUGAAUUUUUCGGUUCUAUACCAGGCAAAUGUCAAUAGGAUAAAGUCAACUCCAUUUCUUAUAGCUGGAUUGGGAAUUUUUAAUGUCCAAUAUCGCAUGAUGAUAGCAUGUAGAGAAAAACAUGUGAGUCUCCUCAGAAAAGACUGGUUAGAAGGAAAAACUGUUAUUCAGACUAUGAAUGCUAUCAGUGACUUGAUCAUUACUCCUGAUGAUGGAUUGAUAGUAAUCGGUACUAUUGACAAGAUUUUACAUUGUUACACAAAGAAAGGUCACAAAUUGUGGGCCAUAAAAAUGGCUCAUUUAGUAACAUGCCUUUGCUUGAUCCCGAUUCGUCAUCUGAGUAUCACCCUAACCGCUGUAGGAUUAAAAAAUGGCACCAUCCAAAUAUAUCAUGGAAGGAAAUGUGUUGAUCAAACCUCAGUACCGGGCAGUCCAUCUGUCAUCAGGUUUGGUCAGCUAGGUCAAGAGGAAAAUGCACUCAUCACAGUCACAACAGAGGGAACCGUAAUUUUCAGAAUUUUGAAACGUACAGCCGAGUUUCAGUUAAAUACCACGGAGAAUCUUCCACUGUACCAGAGCAAACCUUUGCCCUUACCUAAAAGAAGUGCUUUGUUCUUGGAACAAAGUAUGCGAGAACAGCAAACCGCUCUUGAUAUGCAUCAAAGCUUUCAACAAGACUUAAUCAAAUUUCGUUUAGAUGCAGCAAGAGAACUAAUAAAGACGGAAUUUGCUGGUUCAAAUACAGCCAAUCUAAAAGAAAAGAUUAAAAUUUCAGCCCAGGUGUUAGGAAUGGGCCCAAAAUUUGAAGUUAUAUUCAAUUUGGAUAACAUGGAAGAAAGUAAACCGAUAUAUGGACUCAAAAUGGUUUUGCAUGUCAAUCCAAAGUAUUAUCAAUGUUCCUCCAAUCUAAUAUCGAUACCAUUAAUACCGCCUGGUUCAUCUCACAAAGUUAAAGUAUAUGUGGAGGAUAAAAUGGUAGACCCAGAGAACAAUCUGAAUAUACCUUCAGUUGUAAGGGUAUUUAUAAUACGAGAAACAACCAGCGAACCAGUUUUGGCAGCAUUGAUUAACAUGCCACCAAUGGAAGCUACUCUGGCUGAUCCGGGAAAAGCUUGAUGUUAUUUAGAAACAAAUAAAGCUUGCUGGCAUCAAAGUUAUGUAACUUCGACAUGUGGAAAUACAAAUAAAGACUGUCACAAGGCCGGAUCCAGGAGGGAGUCAUGAGAGUCAUGACCCCCUCGACCACUAAGUUUUUUAGUCUUAUAGAAAAUUCUGAUAAGCGAUCUCAACAUGGAAAUGCUUUUAUGCUACACUAUCACUUAGUAUAGCGACAAGCAGACAGGUUUUCCUCCACUCUUAAAACGCUCAAAACAGUUGAGUGGCAGUUCUUUACGUCCACAAAAUGAAUGAAAUGUUUUUUAAUUAGGUUUAUUACUUUAAUCGCAUUAGGGCUUGUCCUGACUGGACUGGUGACAAAUUGUUCUGUUUUUAAUCAUUGAAUAAAG